This is a messenger RNA of Coccinella septempunctata (seven-spotted ladybird), 1413 nucleotides long. RefSeq names its product high mobility group protein 20A (gene Hmg-2). Gene Ontology annotation, cellular component: nucleus. The coding region runs from base 128 to 1033 and encodes 301 amino acids. The record is from RefSeq and is a predicted model, not a curated record. Lineage: Eukaryota; Metazoa; Arthropoda; Insecta; Coleoptera; Coccinellidae. The transcript has 4 exons. Gene Ontology annotation, biological process: regulation of gene expression.
AUGUAGAUAACCUAUACAAUCUAUUGUCAUUUUGGAUUUAAAUGAUAACAAUUUCAAAAAGGGUUUUUAUUUGUUUCAUUCACCUCAAUACUAAAAUUGACGAUUUGAAUACUACCAGAGAAUAAUCAUGGACUUAGCACCUCAGGAGCCAACUCCUGAGAUUCAGAAUUCUUCAACAAAUGAAGUAAAAUUGGAAGAUAAAGUUCCAGAUAGUUCUGAGACCUCUGUUGUGCAAGCUAAUAAAAAUAAUAAAGGCAAAAAACGAAAAAAGCCUAAAGAUAGCACCGCACCCAGGCAACCAUUGACUGGUUAUGUUAGAUUCUUGAAUGAUCGCCGUGAAGCAGUUAGAACAGAAAAUCCCAACUCCUCAUUUGCUGAAAUAACAAAACUCUUGGCUAGUGAAUGGAGCAAUUUACCUGUGGAAAAGAAACAACAGUACUUAGAUGCUGCUGAGCAAGAUAGGGAACGAUACACUAAAGAAUACAAUGCAUAUAAGCAAACAGAGGCUUAUAAACUUUUCACAGCUCAACAAAAUGAGAAGAAAUUGAAGGAAAGUAAAGAAGAACCAAAGAUUCAACCCAGCCCAGUUAUUUCUUCUAAAGAAAACAACGAUAUAGAAUUUAAUAACUUUGAUAUUCCUAUAUUCACUGAAGAAUUUUUGGAUCACAAUAAGACUAGAGAUGCAGAAUUGCGACAGUUAAGGAAGGCUAACACUGAUCUUGAACAACAAAAUGCUGUCUUACAGAAACAUAUUGAAAAUAUGAAGUCUGCAAUCACUAAGUUAGAGAAUGAGAUGUCUCAGCAGGAAAAAAAUAAUUGUGCAUUACAAAAACAUUUGGAUCAUAUUCGAUCUACACUAACAUCUGGAUUUUCUGUUGUAAAGUUGCCAGGUAUUAAAGAAAAACCAACAGUUCAAAGCAUAGAUGCUUAUAUGACAAAUUUACAUUCAAUCUUAUUGGAGAAUAACACCAAUGAUGCAAACCUGUUACAAACUGUUCGUGAUGUUGUUGCAAGAUUAGAAUUCAGUGGAUGACAAGGUGAAAAGUCUUCCAAAAGAAGGAGGAAAACUAAAAAACAGUAUUGAAUCUAAUUUUCUCAAUGUUAUGAAUUCUUCCAACUCAAGAGAUUCAAAUUUGAUAUGUAUAUAGUUAUUUAUAUAGAGAUGAAUACUGAGUAUAAGUGUACAUUUGAUAGAUUUUAUAUUUUGGACACUUCCGAUUUCUGUAUAUUCCUUAGAAGACCAAUAAAUAUUGCAGAUUAGUUGUUUCAUACAAAAAAUUGUUUCAUCUUAGGCUUAAAGUUAUGAGGUCAUGGUAAAAAUAAACUGAAUUGAUAACAAUUUUCUUGUUGAAAGUUGAAAUAUUGUCCUAUUUAAAUGUAACAAUAUAGCUAGAAAGAUAAUUUAUUCUAGAA